GUGAAGGAAUCGAUCCGCACUGAUUACAAACACGGAAAUUGAGAAGGUGGACGUCAGCGUUGCUCGAGUGGAGGAUUCAUAGUCUAUGGAGUUUCUGCAGCUGCUAUCAUGUGCGUGCAUCAUAUUCACCGUCGGGAUGUUCACGACGGGAUUGACAGACUUAAAGAAAAUGAAGGCCACACAGAGUGCAGAUAACAUACAGUUUCUGCCCUUCCUCACCACAUGCUUGAAUAAUCUAGGUUGGCUGUACUAUGGAUUACUAAAGGGAGAUGGAACGGUGAUAUCUGUAAACAUCAUUGGGGCCUUUUUACAGACCUUAUACAUCAUCACCUACUGUCAUUAUACCAAAGACAAGAGGCGAGUGUUCUCGCAGACACUGGCGAUGGUGAGUGUGUUGUGUGUAGGCUGGGUGUAUUUUACUGUGGUUAUUCCUCCUGGAGAAGCUCAACUCUCUCAGCUGGGCCUGGCCUGCAGUGUGUUCACCAUCAGUAUGUACCUCUCUCCACUCGCUGAUCUUCUGGAUAUUGUGCGAACUAAGUCUGUGGAGCGCUUGUCUUUUUCCUUGACCGUCGCUACAUUUUUCACAUCAACAUCAUGGACGCUGUAUGGCCUUCAACUACGUGACUAUUAUAUCAUGGUGCCCAACACCCCUGGCAUCUUUACUAGCAUCAUUCGCUUCUUCCUCUUCUGGUGGUUCGGAGCUGUCAUUACAAACAAGUCCUCUUAUAAACUGAUCCAAAUCUGAGAGAGGAUUUAGAUUGAAUUGAAUUAAUUGCCUUCUCUACUUUCCUUUACCCAAGCCAGAAGACAUUCUGGUUUCCUUCACAUCUGACUUUCAUGAUACCAUCUGAACUCAAACCUCUAGUGAAACUGUCACUUUAAAUUCUGAGAAGACAGACAAUUUUCACUUUAUCUUUGUCUUUUUAGGCAAAGGCAUAGUUUACCCAAAAAUGAAAAUCCUGUCAUAAUUUGCUCAUCAUCAUGUUAUUCCAAAUCUGCGUUAGUGAUUUUCUUUUGAGGAACAUCAAGUCAGUGGUAAAUCAAUGGUAACCAAAACUGUUCAGCUGCCAACAUUCUUCAAAAUAUCAUCUUUUUUUAUUCCACAUAAGUAAUAAAGUCUGAUAGGUUUCGAAUGACAUGAGGGUGAGUAAAUGA
Sinocyclocheilus rhinocerous is the source of this 1155-nucleotide messenger RNA. Its product is annotated as sugar transporter SWEET1. The coding region runs from base 86 to 745 and encodes 219 amino acids. Lineage: Eukaryota; Metazoa; Chordata; Actinopteri; Cypriniformes; Cyprinidae. Gene Ontology annotation, molecular function: sugar transmembrane transporter activity. The record is from RefSeq and is a predicted model, not a curated record. The transcript is spliced from 7 exons. Gene Ontology annotation, biological process: carbohydrate transport. Gene Ontology annotation, cellular component: membrane.